UCCUUUUUCUUUUCUUUCGCACACACACACACACACACACACACACACACGUAUAUGUGUAUAUAUCUUAUAGUGCGUAAAGUGCGUGUGUAUAUUUUUUGUGUAUCUCUACUCACCUCACGUUCGUACUGAAUAUUAAAAAAUAAUUUUUCGUUUUAUCUAUGGGUAUAAAUUUUCAAAAAUUUCGAAAAGAUUUUACGAUCGAUAAGACAGUGUUUCUGAAGGGAUACUGAAUUAUUACCGGAGAAAGAAAGUCGUGUAUUUUCUCUUCUUUUCUUUUCUUUUCUUUUCUUUUUUAUAUAUAUAUUUUCUUUCCUUUCUUUUUUGCUUUUGGUUUAGAAUCCAUCACAUUACGCUGACACAUAAACGUGCUACAGGUACUCCCAAGUUUUGAUUAUCGGAAAAUUAAAACGUGAGAAGUUGUGUACGAUCAUCGUUUGGAAGGAUAAAAAGUGAAAAAGAAAUUAAUGGAAUGAAUUUCGUCUAAUGCCUGGUUGUCCAUUAAUGGCAUAGAAGCACAUUCUCUUUUCACCCUCCAUUCAUAUUUCCUCUUUCAUCUUUAUCGAGAGGAGGGCGAGCCUAUCGAGUGAGCCCCUAUAAAGCACCCUCGACUCCAUCGUCUUUCAUCGUCAUCGUCACCGUCAUCGUCAUCGACGUCGACGUCGACGUCGACGUCGUCACCAUCGUCGUCACUAUCGUCGUUGAACAAAAGAGCUGCGUCAAGAACAGAAGGCUCAGCUUUGCUGAAUCGUUGCUCUCCUCACCUAAAAGAAACCUGACGAGAGCAUCCAUCGAUACUGCCCUCUUCGUUGUUACAUCGCUUUGUUCUCUUCCUUCUUUCAUCCUCAUCCAUCUCAACUUCCUUUUUAUUUCUUUCUAUACUCAAGAGGAAAGGGAUAAUUACACAUCGAAAAUCAAUUUCGUCCGGACACCAAACCCAACCGGAUUGAAUUUAUUGGCGAAACGAGCGAUUUUUCAGAUUGCUGCGUUUACACGGCAAGCGUGUCCCAUGAAGUCGACGGACGACGUUACGAGAGUAGUCGAGGAGUUGAGGUUCAUACCAAUCGACGCGAGACAAGGAGUUCGUUCGAUGGGCGAAAGGUGAAUAUUGAAGUGAAAGAGAAACGAAGAAACGAGAAAAAAGUGGAAGAGGAAGAGGAAGAAGAAGAGGAAGAAGAAGAAAAAAAAGAGGAAGAAGAAGAAGAAGGAAGAAAAGGAGAGAGAAGAAGAAGAAAAUUCGACAAGAUGUAUAAAAUCUUACGUCGAGGUUCUGGACGUCUAUUCGUCUUAUGCGUUGUCGUACUAUCUCUCCUUCUCUGUCUUUAUUACGUGAAUCAGGCCCAAGCACCGUCCACCGCCUCGUCGGCGGCCAUUUUAAACGAGGAACUUCGAUACGAUCGAAGCUUGACAUCUAUCACACCGGAUUACAGCGAAGUACCAGAUUCUAGGAUAUCAUUGGCCACUUGUCCUGUCACCGAAUCACGACACGCUGACAUCGAUGCACAGCGAGAAUUUGAGAAGUUCGAUUUCCAGCCAUCUUGGAUGCGAAGUCGAGAAUAUUGGGACGAUAGUUUCGAGGCACGUUACGCUGAACUCAGGAAGGAUACCACGAGGCCACCUUUGAAGGUUAUCUUGGUGCCACAUAGUCAUACAGAUCCAGGAUGGCUAAAGACAUUCGAGCAAUAUUUCCACAGUUCGACGAGGAGUAUAUUAAACAACAUGGUCUCGAAAUUACAACAAUGGCCAAACAUGACGUUUAUCUGGAGCGAAGUGUCCUUUUUAUCACUUUGGUGGGACAGUGCUCAUCCUACGAAGAAGGCGGUCAUAAAGAGAUUGGUCAAGGAUGGACGUCUAGAAAUGACUACGGGAGGGUGGGUGAUGACGGACGAGGCAACUUCUCACAUUUAUGCUAUGUUGGAUCAAUUGAUCGAAGGACAUCAAUGGCUGAAGACGAAUCUAGAUGUGACCCCGGAAUCUGGUUGGUCCGUCGAUCCAUUCGGUCAUGGUGGAACGAUUCCUUAUUUCCUAAAAGCUUCUGGAGCAACUGGAACGGUAAUUCAAAGAAUACAUUACGCUUGGAAACAAUGGUUCGCGAAGAAACAGUACGGUGACUUCAUUUGGCUCCAACCAUGGGAUCAGAGUGGUAAUGCCGACAUGUUGACGCACAAUCAACCCUUCGACAUCUACAACAUCAAACAUUCCUGCGGACCGCAUCCACAUGUUUGUCUCAACUUCGAUUUUCGUAAGAUACGAGGCGAAUACACCGAAUAUUCUGUUAGAGCAGUUGAAAUCACACCGAACAACGUCAAACAAAUGGCCGAAUUACUUUUGGAGCAAUAUUCGAGAACUGGUUCUCUCUUCAAUCACAAUGUCGUAUUGAUGCCUCUCGGAGAUGAUUUCAGGUACGAUCAUGCGAUCGAAUGGGACCAGCAGUAUACGAAUUACAAAAUCCUCAUGGAUUACAUAAACAGUCGCAAGGAAGAAUACAACGCCGAGGUAAUCUUUGGUACCCCGAAGGAUUACUUUCAAGAAAUUCAAAAACGCGUAGAAAAAUUUCCCAGCUUGAAGGGAGAUUUCUUCGUCUAUUCGGAUAUUUUCAGCGAGGGUAGACCAGCUUAUUGGAGCGGUUAUUUUACAACAAGACCAUACAUGAAGAUUCUCGAUCGAGAAUUGGAAGCUAAUUUGAGAUCAGCCGAGAUACUUUAUACCAUCGCUUUGAACGUAGCGAAACAAUCGAAAAAGGACAUAAAACUUUACGAGACGUAUUUCGAGAAACUUGUGAAGGCCAGAAGAAAUCUUGGAUUAUUUCAACAUCACGACGCUAUCACGGGAACUUCGAAAUCAUUUGUAAUGAAGGAUUACGCGUUGAAACUCUUUGAAUCAAUCUCCGACACUACCAGCCUGCAGAGUUUCGCGAUUCAAUCGUUAGCCGCUACAACUAACAAACCAAACUCUGUCUACGUCCUGGCGGAAUCUGAUAGAGACAGCUAUGAAAAACUCCCAAAGAAGAUACCCAUCAAUAUGAAUGGCCAAGAGACACGAAAGAUCGUUCUAUUCAAUCCUCUUGCUCAACCAAGACAAGAGGUGAUCAGUCUAAAGGUUACCUCGUACAAGGUACGAGUGUUGGAUCCACAAAAGAACCCGAUACCUUAUCAGAUAGCACCGGUGAUGAACGCUACGAGCAUUACGCACGACGUUUACGUUCUCCUCUUCGUGGCUGAAUUGAAACCGCUUGCGAUAGCAACCUACCAUCUGCAACAAGUGGACAAGGUCCCUAUGGACGCAAUAUCUACGAUCUAUUGCAGUAGAUGCGGUAAGGACAAUGUUUUCACGAUAAAACCAAUGCAGAUUGGGGACGUACAAUUGGAGAAUCAUAGAAUGAAAUUGCUCUUCGAUGGUCAAACCGGUUUUUUGAAACGUGUUGCAAAAAAAUCGACCGGUAAGAUAAUGCAAUGUGCCGUACAGUUUGCUGCUUAUCCAUCUGCACAAUUCCACAGUGGUGCUUACCUAUUCAUGCCGGAUCCGAAUCUACGUGAUACGGACAAGGACGUAUUGGAGGCUUAUACGCCUCAUCAAAAGAUUUAUAUCGUCAGUGGCAGUCUAAGUUCACGUUUGACGGUCGAAUAUGGUAAAUUAUUGACUCAUCAUGUAGCGAUAUAUCACAGAGAUGGUGGCUUGGGCGAAGCAAUAUAUCUCAGAAACAUCGUCGAUUUUGAGACACCACCGAAGAAUCGUGAAACCGAGAUGUUUAUGAGACUUCAAACUGAUAUAAUGAACGGUGAACCACCUGAGAUCUAUACCGAUCUGAAUGGGCAUCAAAUGAUAAAGAGAAGGAAAAUAGAAAGAAUUGGUAUAGAGGGUAAUUAUUACCCUAUAACGACGAUGGCUUACAUCGAGGACACCAAUCACAGAUUGACUCUAUUGGUUAACCAUUGUCAAGGUGCAGCCAGUUAUCAGCCAGGAUGGCUCGAGGUUAUGCUGGAUAGAAGGACACUCUAUGAUGACUCUAGAGGGAUGGGCGAGGGCCUUUUGGACAAUAGAAGAACUGUAAUAAAGCAUUGGUUGUUACUCGAGGAUGUUGUGGGUGCUAGGGAUAAGUACUCGAAGCCAUCUCUAUUUGCCAAUCAUCUUAGCAAUGCCUUGAACUAUCCUGUAAAUAUCUUCGUAGUCGAUGGUACCGAAUCAGAGAUCGUCAUGACGCCAGAAGUUAGGCUUCUUAGCCAGAGUUUCCCUUGUGAUCUUCACUUACUCAACUUGAGGACAAAUCAUGAUCAAAAACUACCACAUUUUCCAGUUAAUAACGCUCUUAUGGUUUUGCAUAGACAAGGUUACAGCUGUUCGGUUGGCGCUGACAUAACCCUAAAACAUUGUCCUUUGAGCGAACGAUUAUCGCAAAGCACGACGUUCUUCAAGUUGUCUAAAUUGAAUGUCACGAAAACGUCUCUGACAGGUACAAAAACAAAACGUCAUUUGACGGACGGUCUUCAAGAAAUUGGAUUGGAGCCAAUGGAGGUUGAAACGUUCAAUGUUAAUUUCCUUCAAUGAUCUUAAGCCUCCCUCUCGGUUCAAUAUAUGAAAAUGGUCAUAAAAUAUUUUGUUAGAACCGAGGAAGGACUAUAAAGAAUUGGUCUCUUGUUUUUUUUUUUUUUUUUUCUUAUUUCUUUUUUUCAAAGAGAACACUGCCGAUCAUUCGUUACUGGCUAAUAUCAUUCGUCUAAUCGACGAAAAUUUUUGUAAAUAUAACCUUAUUACGCACCAAAUAUUCGUCAUUUGCGAAUUAAAAACGUGCGCCUUAAUGAAUACGAUCAAUCGAACGUUGUUUUCCGAUCGAUCUAAUACAUUUUCGGAUAGAAAUAAAAUAUUCAUAUAUUAUUCGAGAAUCAACACCGAUUAUGUUUCUUCCGCAAAUGUACGUUGAUCGAUUUAGCGAUUGUUCAAAUUUAUUCAAACGGGAGAUCGUUUGUUGAAAAUGGAUUUAAUGUUUUCGAUAUUAUAAACGCGAAAAUCAAUAUCAAAUUUAAUGAUAACGAAUUUAACAACACCUUUUCGAUACACCUUCAAAACUUUUACAUUGUACUUAUAGAUUUUUAAUUUUUAUUUAAAAAAAAAAAAAAAAAAGGAGAAGAAAAAAGAAAAUUGGGUCGGUCUAUUGUCGCUCGAAGAUAUAAAGAACUCUACCUUAUCGAUAAAUCUAAAAAGAUACGGAUAAUAGCAUAAAAUUCGAAGGAACAUUUUCAAACGAUUGACAAUAUUUAUUUAUUUUAUCUUGCAUUUUCAUUGCCGAAGAGAACAUGGAUGAUCCUGAGUAAAAAAAAGAAGAAAAAAAAAAGAAAAGAAAAAAAAGUAAAGAGAGAAAGGGGAAGUGGCGAGAAGAGAAAGUAUACUGACUUUAAAUAUGACGUAUACGUUUUCGACGAGUUUCUUUAACUUUUUAUCGAAGUCAAUACAUAAGAUUCUCAUCAAUCGUAAAAUUGGGAAUGUCGAUAAAUACGAAAAAGAAUCGUCGGGAAACGAAAAAUAUAGAGACAUUGUACAUAUCAAGCCAUAAACUUUACCGUAGAUCGUAUAUUACGAUAAGAAAAUAAUGUAAAUGAUAUGCACCUAUUUUCUUAUGCCAAACGUUUUAUCGCCAACUCUGUCCCUUUCUCUCUAUUGUGCUCGCGUGCGGUUUUUUGUUCUCUCUCUCUCUCUCUCUCUCUCUCUCUCUUUUUCUCUAUCUAUCUCUCGUCGAAAAAAUAAUCUCUUGACUAUGUCGAAUCGAAUGUUCUUCCGAAAAAUAUAGUAUGUACAUAUGUAUAUACAAACAUACAUAUGUACGUACUUCUUUCAAAUGUGAUACAUGUUAUUUCUCGAUUUUUUAGUUCAUUGAUAUUUCGACAAAAAAAAAAACCUCCGAAAAAUUCGAAACCAAAAUUUGAUUUUUGGCAAAAAAGAAAAAAAAUAUCUAUAUAUAUAUAUAUACACAUAUUUGAAUGAUCUCCAUAUAUAUGUAUAUAUCUGUAGAUCAUUCAAAUUUUACAUAGAAAAAGAAUUUCUAAUUGGAAUGUACUCAAUUAGAGCGUUUUGAAAUUCUUCCAAUGUUAAACCUCAAAAUGAAUUCAAUUGAAUUCAAUGAAGCGAUCAAGUGGAUAUGACGUUACUUUUAUAUAUAUGUAUAUUAUUUUGUUUUUUUUUUUAUUUUUUAUUUUUUGAAAAGAUAUAAACGAAAAAUCGAACGUAGCCGACGUUCACCGAUCAGACGACGAAGCUCAUGUAAAUAUUAGAAUAAUUAACAAUAACGUCGUACAUUCCUGGUGAAUUUAAUGUCGAGCUAAUUGAAAUCGAAAUUGAAAUUACCAAUUGUAACGAAUAUCUUUCUAUUACUUUUAUAUAUAUUUAAAAAUGAUUUAAAAGAUAUUUUUAAUGAUUUUAUUCCUUUUUCUUUGUAUUCAUUACAACGUCAUUAAGCAAAGAUCAACUUCGCGAACGUCUUCGACAAGUGCUUUUAAGUACAAUCCGAAUAGCAAAGAAAUAAAUAUUCAAAUCUCGAUGAAAUUUCUUCCACUUUACGGUGCGAUAUGUUGAACUUAAAA
Molecule: messenger RNA, 6572 nt
Organism: Vespa mandarinia (Asian giant hornet)
Lineage: Eukaryota; Metazoa; Arthropoda; Insecta; Hymenoptera; Vespidae
Gene: alpha-Man-IIb
Product: alpha-Mannosidase class II b
Biological process (GO): mannose metabolic process; N-glycan processing; protein deglycosylation
Cellular component (GO): Golgi membrane
Molecular function (GO): carbohydrate binding; alpha-mannosidase activity
Source: RefSeq, a predicted model, not a curated record